AUGAAACGGAGGCACGAGCCUAAGCCGGCUCCUGGUGGAGCAGGCGAGGCGGGACCAGGUGGGAUGGCAGAACGCCCCCUGUUUCCAGCCUGUCCCACGCGCCGGCCGGGACGGCUCCAGCGCCAUCUCCUGAGCGGCGAGUUCGACCAGCUGCGGGAUUUACCCAUCUUUGAGAGCAACUUCGUGCAGGUGACCCGGUUAGGAGAAGUUGCCAACAGGGUCACCAUGGGGGUGGCAGCCUCCAGUCCAGCCCUGGAACUCCCAGACUUGUUGCUUCUGGCGGGCCCCGCCAAGGAGAAUGGACGCCUGCAGCUCUUCGGGCUGUUCCCCUUGCAGUUCGUCCAGCUCUUCGUCCACGACGAAAGCCGCUGGCAACUGAAGGUCAAGUUCCGCACCGGCCGCGCCUUCUACCUGCAGCUGCGGGCCCCGCCGGAGACCCGCGACCGCAAGUUCGGCCAGUGGGUGCGGCUGCUCUACCAACUGCGCUUCCAUUCGGCCCAAGGAGCCGUACCCUUCACGCAGGAGUACUCGGUGCUGGAGGACGACAAGGACGGGUCCGAGCAGGAGGAAGUGAGCGGAGGAGCUUCAAGCCAUGGAAGCCAGACUGGACCCACAGACCUCUGA
Molecule: messenger RNA, 624 nt
Organism: Lipotes vexillifer (Yangtze River dolphin)
Lineage: Eukaryota; Metazoa; Chordata; Mammalia; Artiodactyla; Lipotidae
Gene: GARIN5A
Product: golgi associated RAB2 interactor 5A
Cellular component (GO): nucleus
Source: RefSeq, a predicted model, not a curated record